CACGCCCACUCCAUACGUUUUCCUCAAAUUUCCGCAUAUUGUACCACAAUAGUUGGACAGGUUAAGCUGAUCCACACAGCGUUGCCUGGCUUUUUCUUGCUGUUGCGUUCACUGACUUUGACAUGUCGAGACUUUUCCUGAGCGCAAACCUGCGGAGAUGCAUCGUCUCUCAGAUCAGGAUGGGGUCUGAUCAGGUUGGUGAGCUGGGUAAGGGGGCAGGGCGAGGGGGAGGUGGAGGAGGCUCUGUGAGGGAGGCAGGAGGAGCACUGGGAAAGCGCGCAGCAGCUGAGGAGGAGCGGUACUUCAGGCAGAGGGAGCGGGAGCAGCUGGAGGCCCUCAGAAAGCAUCACCAAGAGGAGAUCGAUCACCACAAAAAAGAGAUUGAGCGCCUACAAAAAGAGAUCGACCGCCACAAGGGAAAGAUCAGAAAGCUUCAGCAUGAUGACUGAGGCGGGGAGGCUGCCACCAUUCCUCCUUCUCAGAGUGCAGUCACACAAGUCAGUGGUUGUCACAUUGUUGUUUUUUCUGGUCGAGGCUGGUCCCAGGGUCGUGACACUUCAAGCUGACAGUGAUGUGUCGGAGAAAACAAUAAAGCAGUCGAUUUUCUUCUGUUGUCAAAUUGUCAUUUGUUCACUCAGGGUGAUUGUAGGGCAAUAAUGCUAAACCCAGUAAGUAGUAUAAUGAUG
This is a messenger RNA of Menidia menidia (Atlantic silverside), 686 nucleotides long. The record is from the annotation of a GenBank genome assembly. NCBI's taxonomy places the organism in Eukaryota, Metazoa, Chordata, Actinopteri, Atheriniformes, Atherinopsidae.